Gavialis gangeticus (Gharial) is the source of this 3779-nucleotide messenger RNA. RefSeq names its product DDB1 and CUL4 associated factor 5 (gene DCAF5). Gene Ontology annotation, molecular function: protein binding. Gene Ontology annotation, cellular component: cytoplasm; Cul4-RING E3 ubiquitin ligase complex. The coding region runs from base 16 to 2901 and encodes 961 amino acids. NCBI's taxonomy places the organism in Eukaryota, Metazoa, Chordata, Crocodylia, Gavialidae. The record is from RefSeq and is a predicted model, not a curated record. The transcript is spliced from 9 exons. Gene Ontology annotation, biological process: negative regulation of fatty acid biosynthetic process.
GGGCGCGGAGGCAGUAUGCGGCGGCGGCGGGGCGCGGGGGAGAGCAUGCGGUCCGUGGUGGGCUUCUUGUCCCAGCGGGGCCUGGCGGGCGACCCCCUGCUCACGCAGGACUUCCAGCGGCGGCGCCUGCGGGGCUGCAGGAACCUCUACAAGAAGGACCUGCUGGGACACUUCGGCUGCGUCAACGCCAUCGAGUUCUCCAACAAUGGAGGCCAGUGGCUGGUCUCAGGAGGGGAUGACCGCCGGGUACUGCUUUGGCAAAUGGAAGAAGCCAUCCACUCCAGAGUCAAACCAGUUCAGCUGAAAGGGGAGCAUCAUUCUAACAUCUUUUGCCUGGCUUUCAACAGUGGCAACACAAAAGUAUUCUCUGGAGGCAAUGAUGAGCAAGUUAUACUCCAUGAUGUUGAAAGCACUGAGACCUUGGAUGUGUUUGCCCAUGAAGAUGCAGUGUAUGGCCUUUCAGUGAGUCCAGUGAAUGAUAACAUCUUUGCCAGCUCAUCUGACGAUGGCCGGGUUCUCAUUUGGGACAUCAGAGAGUCUCCCCAUGGAGAGCCAUUCUGCUUGGCAAACUACCCUUCAGCUUUUCAUAGUGUGAUGUUUAACCCAGUAGAACCCAGAUUAUUGGCUACUGCUAACUCCAAAGAGGGCGUGGGACUUUGGGAUAUUCGCAAACCUCAGAGUUCAUUGCUCCGUUAUGGUGGAAAUCUGUCCCUUCAGAGUGCCAUGAGUGUCCGCUUCAACAGCAAUGGAACCCAGCUGCUGGCAUUGCGUCGGCGCCUUCCACCAGUCCUCUAUGACAUCCACUCUCGCCUGCCUGUUUUUCAGUUUGACAACCAGGGUUACUUCAACUCGUGCACGAUGAAGAGUUGUUGUUUUGCGGGCGACCGUGACCAGUACAUCCUCUCGGGCUCAGAUGACUUCAACUUGUAUAUGUGGCGAAUUCCUCCAGAUCCAGAAGCAGGUGGAAUCGGCAGGGUUGUUAAUGGUGCCUUUAUGGUUUUGAAAGGUCAUCGGUCAAUUGUAAACCAAGUCCGAUUUAAUCCUCACACCUAUAUGAUCUGUUCCUCUGGAGUUGAAAAGAUUAUAAAGAUCUGGAGUCCUUAUAAACAGCCUGACUGCACUGGAGAUCUGGAUGGCAGAAUUGAGGAUGAUUCACGGUGCCUCUACACUCACGAAGAGUACAUUAGUCUUGUGUUGAACAGUGGCAGUGGCUUGUCUCAUGAUUAUGCCAACCAGUCAGUCCAGGAAGAUCCACGGAUGAUGGCUUUCUUUGAUUCACUGGUACGCCGGGAGAUUGAGGGCUGGAGUUCUGACUCGGAUAGCGACCUCAGCGAAAGCACCAUCUUGCAGCUCCAUGCUGGAGUAAGUGAACGCUCUGCUUAUAGUGAAUCAGAAUCUUCUGCUUCACUACAUCACACCCCACCACAUAUGGCAGAAGAAUCGGAUGAAACGGCCUAUAACUUAGGAGCCUUAAGAUCAACAGAAUCUCCAUCGGCCAGAGAAGAUGUGGCUUCUCGUCAGCAGAGGCUGUCUGCACUUAGAAGGUAUCAGGACAAACGUCUCCUGGCCCUUUCCAAUGAAUCUGAUUCUGAUGAAAAUACCUGUGAGGCAGAACUGGACACAGACCUUUUUCCACGGCCAAGGUCUCCAAGUCCUGAAGAGAAUGAAUCUAGCAGUUCCAGCAGCAGUAGCAGUUCAGAGGGUGAAGAGGAAUUGAAAGAACGGCGUACAUUGAUGCGUCAACGUAAUGCAAUGAGACGCCGACAGAAAAUACAAAAGGAAGAGAGGACUAACACAAAUACAGAAAAUGUGAACACCUACAUAGGUGAGGAUAUCUAUGAUUACCCACAGAUCAAAGUGGAUGACCUUUCCUCUUCUCCAACCUCCUCACCUGAAAGGAGUUCCAUUAAAAAGGAAGUUCCCAAAGAAAGGGCCUCUCCUUGUUCAGACAGUGAAUCUGUAGAAAGAAAGAUUUACAGAGCUUACAGAUGGCUUCAUUAUUCUUAUAUAUCCUAUUCAGCUGGUAAAGAUGGUGAAUCUUCCCAUGGAGAUGGGGAGAAUGAUGAAGGAAAGCCAGGAACUAGUGGAAGAAACAGUGCACCACCUACACUAAAUAAAGAAGAGGCUAGUAAUUUGAGUUCACUGGUUCCUCAAGGUUCCCAAGGUCUCUCUGAGAGCCAAAGCAAAGAAACUUUAAAAGAAUGUGGUUUGGUAGAAAAUUCUAGUAAUGGUCAAGGUCAUGAAUUCGACAAUCAGUGGCGAAUGGAAACUCAAGAAAGCACGUCCCAAGACACCAGCAGUGGGUCUGUAGAAUAUUCUUUUGAGACUAAAAAGCUUAAUGGAAAAGCCAUCUGCAAAGGGCUAAAUAGUCUUGCUGAAGAGCCAUGCAACCAAACUGCAGGACUUGUGGAACAGAAAAACAGCCAGAACUGUCAACCAGCAUCAAGCCAUCACUCACUGGUCACUUCCAAGGAUUUGUUUUCCAUUGCCACCGUCUGUAGUGGAUCUGGUAAUUGCUCCAGAAACCAGACUGAUGACAGUGAGGAAAGAAAUCUUGAGACCUGUGUAAACCACAAUAAUGGCCACCUACAUCCUCGCCCUUCAUGCUUCAACAAUGGACAGAGCUUUGGAGAGCAGGAGAUAGUGACCCAAGGACUACAAUUGUACUCAAAUGCUGAUAAGGUCACCCUUGCACAGGCAGAUGUGACUUUUCACAAAGAGUGUUGCUUGUCUGAAAUGGGCUCCAACAAUCACGGUGUGAGCACGAAAGAGGAUAUCGCUGACUUGCAUCUGACAGAUAGUGAGAACUCUCAAGCUUUAGGAGGACUGAAAAGGCACAGAGCGGAGUUUGAAGACACGGAUUCAGAGAAUUCUUCCUCAGAAAAGAAGCUAAAAACAUGAUAAAUGCAAACACUUGUUUAGCUCGUCCCUCUCUCUCUCUCUCUCUCUCUCUCACAGACACACAUGCACACACAGCCUCUCUCUCUCUGUCUCUCUCUCUCUCUCUCUCUCUCACUUUUUCAUCAAGAAAAGAAAAAAGUGUUUAAGGUGUGUGAAGAUUGGAUCUGAAAUGUUGCGUUUUCUGAUUCCCCAUUCCAUUCUUCUGUGAGUCUAUUUUAGAUUGCCUUUUGGCUUGUGCUGUAUUAAAAAAAAAAUCCAACCAACUCCUUUACUAAUGAGACUGAGUGUAGUGUACCCAUACAAGGUUCUGUUAAAGUAAAUCCUUAUUAAGACAGUUGUCUUCUUGUGUGAAUGUGUAUCAUUUGUUCAGCCAUCUAGUUAGCAUGGCUAUUGUAAAUUUUAAUUAUUCUGCUGAAAAUGACUUUUUUCCUAUAGACACUCAUUACAUGUUACAGGCUGUAGGCUCUACAUGUCUCAUAAAGAAUGACUGCUGAAUUAGAUGACGCUGGUGGUGUUUUGGGGUGUGUUCUUUGAAAAGAGCCCUGUGGUCCUUUAUUCUUCAGAAAGUAAAGAAGUGUGGCUCUUUACGUUUUUGAAAUUUAUUCUGCUUGUUCAUGUAUGUGGAGAUGCUUCAUAAAGCACUUAAUUUGAUAUACUUCAAUGAAGUAAUUUUUAAUACUAACACAAAAGCUGUAGGAAAUAAGCCUCUUCCCAAGAUCAUUUUUAAGCUGUUCCCAUAAUAACUUGCCUUUCUUUAAAAAAUAUUUAAUACAAUAGCAUCAUUAUACUGAAGUAUUGGUAUUUGUUUGGCAUUAGAAGUGUGUAAUGACAUAGACCCUUCACCAGCUAAGGGCCAUUAAAAGUGUGGCACUGAAAAA